Messenger RNA from Bursaphelenchus okinawaensis, 4784 nucleotides. The record is from the annotation of a GenBank genome assembly. NCBI's taxonomy places the organism in Eukaryota, Metazoa, Nematoda, Chromadorea, Rhabditida, Aphelenchoididae.
AUGAAAAAGUAAGUUUCCUCAUAUAUUUAGGUAACAACUUCUAUUUCUGUUCUAAAUCUUUGUGUUCUCAUAUUUUAGGUAACAAAUCUUAUUUCUAUUAUAAACCUUUCUUUUUAGUAAGUUUAGGUAACAAAUUCGGUUUUUGUUCUAAAUCUUCGUUUUUUAGAUAAAUUUAAGUAACAAAUCGCGCUUUAGGUAUGAAAUCUCUUGCUUUGAAAAAUUCUAGGUGACAAUUUAAAUUUCUGUUCUAAAUCUUCUUGUUUCACAUAAUUUCGGUAACAAAUCGCGUAUUAGGUGUAAAAUCUCUUUCUUUUAAAAAUUUUAGGUAACAAAAACUAUUUUAUCGUUAAAAUCCCUCUGUUUUACUGAUUUUUAGGUAACAAAAGCUCGUAAAAUAAAGGAAACGAGGAAAAAAUAUUUUUCAGCUAAAAAUUAUAAAUUUCCCAAUUCCAGAGACGAAAAACCUAAAGGAAAGGCAGACUUCCGGAAGAACAAGCUCAUCGACAAGGUCGUGCCUCCAAAAGCGGCCAAAGUUCAGUCUGUCGAUGAAUCACAUUUGAACGAGAACUUUGAGAAUCUGAAUGAGCCGGAUUUGGUCGAUUCUCCUCGAAGCGAGUCUCCAGAACUGGGAAACGAAGAGGUUUUGUCGCUGAUCUACAACACCCAGGAUGCUCCAGCUCAUUUCAUAUUGGAGAGUGAUUGGCAGAGAUUUGGUAUAAUUUUUGCUUCAACCUUUGGCUUCACUUGGGUAUUCAAGAUUCCAUUGUUGUGCAUAAAGUAUGGAGCUUGUAAGUUGUUUAUUUUUCUUUGUGUUUUGAAGUUUAGGUAUUGUUUGAAGGGAAAUUGAUAAAGAUUUUUGUUCUCCUGGGUUUUUCAGACUGGGACGGUGGAAUUCCUUCACCUUGUGAUGUGAAUAAAAAUUUUCAACGUCUACUAUAAUAUCAGGGCUGAAGAAAAGUAUUGUUAUCAAUUUACAUGUAUUUUCACGUCCAAAAACGCCAAGACUUUUCUCACAGCAUUGAUAUUGUAGUAGGGACAAAAAGCUUUACUCGUAGAGCUGGGCGGGGUAAAAUACCAAAAUAAAUUUUCUCACAGGCCUGGACGGGGUAAAAAAUGAGAAACUAUGUCACCCACCGUUUUGGGAGGGGUAAAUAGCCAAGGAGGAACAUUCUUUUGUAAAAAAACCUUAUUUUAGUGUCGUUCUUCUCCUUCUACGCACUAGUCCUGACGUUUGUCGCUAUUCCCAUGGCUUAUAUCCAACUCUCACUCGGCCAAUAUUCAUCCCUACCUCCGCUUCAACUCUUUACCAGGAGAACGCCGUUAUACAAGGGGCUGGGAGUAUUGUUGACCGUAGUUCGUGUCGCAGUGAUCUAUGUUGUGUUUGAUGACUUUAUGGUACAGGACUUAAUCAACUCGGUUUUUGUGUUGCUACGAACACAUUCUAAUGGAGAGACUUGGGCUGAUUGUCGAUUACCAACCAACUUCUUGAGUAGGUUUUGAUUUUGAAGGUUUUCGUGGUGGGACUGAUACUAGUAUCAUAAUGGUAAUAUAUCAGUACUACACUAGUACUAUGUCAUAACAUAACACCUAUAAAUCGCAACAUACCAUGCUGUAUAUGGCCACAUUUUUAGACUGUUACGACCGGUUGAUCAUUUGCAAAGACAGAUACAGCAACUAUAACUCUUCAGUCUUCUACCAGUACCUCGGCGAAUGUAGAGAGGUGUUUAUUGAAGGCAAACUGAAUCCAAACUACACAUACGAACAAGCCGUGAUCAUCAUGACAUAUGGUCACGCUGCGUUGAGGGAAACACCUAUCGAAACGAAUCUACAUCAGGCUUUGGAUGUAGGUUCAUAUUUGGUCUUUUAUAACAUGUUAAGUCUUGGUAUUGACAUGUCAGUUGUAAUUACACUGGUUUAUUAGGUUGUUCAGAUAAUUUUGUGCCUUUAACAUUGCAGGUUUGCGUUGAGAGGGGCACAGAAUUAUUUGGUCAACCUAAUAGUAUCUCUAUCUUAUAACCUAGCGGCUCCUUAGACUUAUUCAAAAAGUCUUGUCGUUUUUUAUUAUUAAUUUGCACGUAAAAAAGCGACAAGACUUUUUUGAAAGUGUUUUUUUCACAAUUUUUUAAAAUAAUUUUGAUGUUUUUGAAUUCAGAGUUAUCCCAACUUGAUUAUCGUGACAUCAGUCUUGUUCUCCAUGAUGUUCAUGUUGUUUUUCGGUGUUCACGGAGUGAACAAACUCGGCUUGGUAAGUGUAAUAUCAAGUGUAACAUCAAUAUAUAACAAGUGUAAUAUCAGUAUGAAAAACUAAUCUUAAAUGUAAUAUCUUGCUUUAAAAAAACAUUAUCAAUCUUUAGGUAUGCCUGAUAAGUGCCAUAGUAACCGUAUGCGCUUUGCCAUUGAACGCGAUCAACAAAGUGGCCAACCAUGGCAUUGAUGGUAUCAUACAGUAUGGAUGGUUCGAUUUCGAUGCUUUUACGAAUCCAGAUUUUUAUGUGGAGACGUUUACUGCGGUAGGAUAUUGUCAUAGAUUGAGUUUUUGAAGAUUUUAGUUUUUAACAUUUAGUCAGUUUUUGUAACGAAAUGUCAAGAAUUUUAAUAUUGAUUAUUUGAUUUGGGUUUUUGUGAAAAUGUAAUGAAAUUUGAAGUAAAAUUAUUGCGGUGAAAUAGGAUCUUAAAGGUUUUUUACAUUUUUGUAGAUUUUUUGGUUUAGUGCGACGAAAUGUCAAUUAUUGAUUUUUGGUCAUUUAGCUAAAACUCCUUAAAAGUCUGACUUAUAUUGUUAUAAGGCUAAUUUACUGUACUGUAAAUGUUUAAAAAUUUAGGUAAUUUUAUGUAAAAUACGUAAGACCUUGUCAAGUUCCAAAAGUUACGUCUUAACGCCAUAAAUCUUAAAAAAAUGUGAUUGUAGGUAGUGAUAUCAACCGGAGUAGUAGAUGGAACGAUGAUCUUGGUGGGCUCCUUUUCCAAGUUCAAUAACAAUAUCAAAAAGGACUUGGUUUUUGUAUGGAUCAGCAAUAUUACCAUUUUUGUACUUGUAUUCUUGGCCAUCGUGCCCACGUUUUACGCUUUUAUCAAGACGAAAUACCCUGAGGACUUUAUUUUUACGAAUUUGUAUAGCUAUAGUAAGUUUAUUUAUUAUCUUUUGAUUGGGAAUGAUUGUGAAGGCUAUUUUUGAAAAACAUGAAACUGAAAAAAAAUUUUGUUUAAAUUUUGAUUUUGUAGGAGGUAUCAUAAGAACAACAUCCGAUUGGGAUUUUCACUUUCAAAUGUUGGAUAUGAACGGCAGUGAUCCGGUAUCAACACUUGUAUCAGCACUUUUGUCAUUGGGCCUGGCUAUUAUGCAAAUUUGUCCUCAGGUAAGCUUUUUUGAAAUUUAAAAAAAUUUUUAAAUAUUUUUAAAUUUCAAAAUUUUUAAUUGAAAAUGUUCUAAAAAUUUUUCGAAUUUGCUUAAAUUUCUUGAAAUUCAAAAACUACGGUUCAGAUCAUGACAUGCGAGUUGAUCAUACAAACAGUAAUGAACAGCUCUCGUCAUUUCGUCCAUGUUGACAUAGAUACCAUGGUAGUCUUCUUUUACUGCUCCUACAUUACCUGGGCUUACAUUGUUGCCAUUAUGAGAGACUGGACUAGAGGAAACGGCGAUGUGCAAGGAUUCACAUCAGUCAUGGUCAUCCAAUGCAUCGUACCGGCGAUUAUGUUGAUUCAGGUGAGGUGUUGGGACUGUUAGUACUGGAUUUUUAGUACUAUUUUGAGGUUUUUAAUAUCUGUUUGGGCUUAUUAUUAGUACUAAUUUUGUGUUUUUGGUACUGUUUUAGGCCUAGCAGUACCAUUUUUGGUCUUUUUCGUAAUACUCGUGGUUCAACUGCCGGAUACUUGGUACCAGGGACGUCGUUUGGGGGAGGGGGGGGAGGGGGGGGUGGGAGUACCCCUCCCCCAGAGCCGGUCCGAAAAAAAUUCCACAGGUAGCAGCUACCUGUGGACAAAAAAAAAUUUUUCGGCCUCCCCCUCCCCCCAGAGAAAAUCUGUAGCGACGUCCCUGCUUGGUCCUACUGCCUGGAAUGGUACUGUAAACAUAAAGUAGUAAAAAAAUUAUCAGAUUGUGUAGUAUCGAGUGAUUUGUCAUGGUAAUAUCAUGAAAAUUUCAGUCCAUCUGCUUCAUCAGACCCUACUCGGAGGGUCGCCUCCUUACCAACAUAUACACCAUGAGAAGGAGUAGGAAAGCGUCGAUAUUAGACAAGUUAAUGCCAUUUAAUCGCUACUACGGGUUUAUGUGGAAACAUGUGUUACCAGUGGUUUGUACGGUAAAUUUUUUCAUUUUUAAAAAUUAAAAAAUUUUUUUGAAUAAAGUUGUGCUUGGUCUCCUCUGUUGAAUUUUGAAAAAAAAAUUGAAAAAAAUUAUAGGACUCUUCCACAAAAAAUUUUUUUUUGUUUUUUUUAGUCCAACUUUAACAUAUUAACCCUGACCUUAGCCUAAAAUACGACUUAUCACCUAUAAUAAAGCACUAUUUUAGAUAUUUUUCAUCCUAGCACAAGGCGUCCUUCUCAACAAUCAUAUCAUAUCCGAGACCUCGGGUGUUCGCAACGCUCGACUUGCACUGUACAUCUUGACCAUAGUCCUCUUGAUCCUUAUCAUACCGGUGUUUGCGAUGAGCGAUGUCAGACUAGCCAAACAACUGGGACAAAACAUUGGCACUCUGUGGGAACCAUCCCCUCGCUGGGGACCACUGUACCAUCCUGAUCGAAGAAAGGCCGAAUUCGACGAAAGAGCGAAUAGGGUUAGAAGUUAA